AUGCCUCUCGAACUGCUUCACCGGCUCGACCCAGUCUAUGUUGAACACUACAGAAAAGAUACAGCUUUAGAAAGAGUCCGGCGAGAUGUGCCCCAGUUAUGGCCGUGCUACAGACCCGGAAGUAUACCGCAAUACUGGGCAGAAAUGUCCUACUCUAGGAGUGAGAUAAGAGUUCUGAUCUUCGAGCCGAAACUGACCGUUAAUGAGCAAGUGUUUGUCGUUCAUGACCUAAAUGGGAAAUUUGUGGCAUUUGACACCGACUAUCGCCUUGCCCUGAAGUAUAGGCAUUCCACCGAUAAUGAAGACUGCUGGGCCGCAUUCAACUGGGCAAUCUGGAUUCGGGUUCAGAAGGUCGAGGAGUUCAAUAUUGACCCAGAGCGAAUGGCAGUGGGUGGUAUCUCAGCAGGAAAUAAUCUGUCAGCAGUGUUGGCCCAUAUUUGCCGGGAUGCUCACACCCUACUAUCCUUGCAAAUUUUGUCUAGGGGGCGGUUUGAUCGGGCUAACGGGCCAUACGUGUCGUACCGGGAAGUGGAAGUCACACCGGCACUGCCAACGGCAGAAAUAGCAUAUCGCCACAAGCACUUCCUUAGAAUGCCUCGACCAGCAAGGCCAGAGGAUGUGUACGAAGGAGAAGCAUAUGCUGAAAAGCUGAAGGCUGCUGGUUGUAGAACAGAAGUGAUGUGUAUGCCUGAGGAACUCCAUAUCUCCCCGCAUUUGGAAGAUAUCUUGGAAAUGGGCACAUUGUAUAAUAAAAAGGUCAUUAUUGCCAUGGAGAAGGAACUUGCUGGAUGA
Messenger RNA from Aspergillus pseudonomiae, 792 nucleotides. RefSeq lists its product as uncharacterized. Gene Ontology annotation, molecular function: hydrolase activity. The record is from RefSeq and is a predicted model, not a curated record. The transcript is spliced from 7 exons. Bases 1 to 792 code for a protein of 263 amino acids. Lineage: Eukaryota; Fungi; Ascomycota; Eurotiomycetes; Eurotiales; Aspergillaceae.